Hyalella azteca is the source of this 2783-nucleotide messenger RNA. Its product is annotated as aminopeptidase N-like. Gene Ontology annotation, biological process: peptide catabolic process; proteolysis. The record is from RefSeq and is a predicted model, not a curated record. Lineage: Eukaryota; Metazoa; Arthropoda; Malacostraca; Amphipoda; Hyalellidae. The transcript has 17 exons. Gene Ontology annotation, molecular function: metalloaminopeptidase activity; peptide binding; zinc ion binding. The coding region runs from base 78 to 2783 and encodes 901 amino acids. Gene Ontology annotation, cellular component: cytoplasm.
ACAUCGGUUUGAUCAGAGUCGCACUACCUUCAUCGUCUCCCAGUUCAGCUCAUUCUUGUCUUGAUUUAGGCUUAUUGAUGUCGGUGGGAGACAACUCUUCCCAGUUGGGGAAGCAGAAAUGGUGGGAAAAACUUCCCUUCACCGUCACCAAGAAGCGGGCCAUCAUCGCUGGUGUUGUGCUGGCCGCUGCUAUCGCUCUGGCGGUUGGGUUGGGGGUUGGAUUAUCGAAUAAAUCAAAAUCAGACUCAACCGCCACCACGACUGCUGCACCCACUACGGAGCCACAACCCAACCCCCUUCCCACAAUCAGACUCCCCACAUCGCUGGUGCCCGAACAUUAUGAUAUCACCCUUCAGCCCUACCUCAACGGCAGCUUCACCUUCGAUGGUCAAGUGGCCAUUCAAAUUCGUGUCAAGGAACCGACAUCGGAAAUAGUAAUGCAUAUGUCAUCAGACAUUAGCUUGGAUAACAGCACCAUGAAGGUAACAGAGAACACGCUAGAUGGGGCUGUGAUCGCACACACUGUCUACGAGUACCACAAGGACUUCGAGUAUUUUAUCCUUCAUCUGGAGCGUCGUUUGGAACCCGGGCGUACGGUGGUGCUCUCCAUGCAGUAUACGGGGCUCCUGAAUGAUCAGCUCCGAGGCUUCUAUCGCUCAGAGUACAAAGACGAAGAAGGCAAUAAUGUGUACAUUGCAACGACUCAGUUCCAGCCGACCGACGCCCGAAGAGCUUUCCCAUGCUUCGACGAGCCUGCUUUGAAGGCUAACUUCUCUAUUUCCAUUAUUCAUGAAAACAAGACUGUCAUCUCCAACAUGCCACUAAGUUCAACGACUCCUGUAGAUGACCAACCAGGGUGGGUGUUGGCUAAGUUUGAAGAAAGUGUGCCGAUGUCCACCUACCUUGUGGCCUUCGUAGUGUCUGAUUUUGAAUAUCUGAACAGCACUACAAGCACUGGAGUCGAAUUCAGAGUGUACGCGAGAAGUGAAGGAGUAAAACAGGCACAGUUUGCACUAGACACUGGAGUGACCGUCUUGGAAUUCUUCGAAAAACAUUUCGACAUUCCCUACCCGCUGCCCAAGCAAGACAUGAUCGCCAUACCAGACUUCGCUGCCGGCGCCAUGGAGAAUUGGGGCCUUAUUACCUACAGGGAGUCGCGGUUGCUGUACGACGUGCAAGUGUCCACAGCUUCCAACCUGCAGGACAUCGGUGUGGUGGUAGCGCACGAGUUGGCUCAUCAAUGGUUUGGCAAUUUGGUCACGCCUUCUUGGUGGACGGACUUGUGGCUGAACGAAGGCUUCGCUUCUUAUAUGGAAUACAUUGGCCUCGAUCAUGCGAAACCAGAUUGGAAGAUGCUGGAUCAGUUCGUGACGAUUGACGUUCAUUAUGUCAUGGCUAUAGACGCCUUGACUUCAUCCCAUCCUAUCAGUAUUCCUGUACAACAUCCGGACGAAAUUAAUGAAAUUUUCGAUGCAAUUUCAUACAGCAAAGGGGCUUCGAUAAUUCGGAUGAUGAGCCAUUUCCUGACGGAAGCAACUUUCAACAAAGGAAUUACUAACUAUCUCAAAGACCGGUCGUACGCGGCCGCUGAACAGGAUCAACUGUGGGAGUUCCUGACGCAGCAGGCGCACAAUGACUACACGUGGUGGGUGCCACUCACAUACUUCGGACCGUCGGGCAGCAGCAGUGCAGGAGAAAAAGUACAAUGGCUGUCAGAAGUUGAGAUGGAAAUUACGAACUUGCCCUCUGAAGCGUCAUGGUUUAUAUUCAACACUGAACAAACCGGAUACUAUCGCGUGAAUUACGACGACUCUAACUGGAAUCUUAUAACCAACCAACUGGGAGUCAACCACACCGUCAUAAGCUCAACAAACAGAGCUCAACUUCUCGACGACUCGAUGAACUUGGCCAGAGCAGGCAUGCUUUCUUAUGACGUGGCUCUGAAGCUUCACUCUUACUUGACUAAAGAAGAAGACUACGUACCGUGGUCGUCAGCUAUACGGAACCUGAAAUACCUCGAGUCGAUGUUCUCACAGCUUAAUCACACCGAGAUGAAGGAAUACCUGAGUUCUCAAGUGAAGCCUGUGUACGAGUUUGUUGGGUUCGCUGAUAACGCGACAGACGAGCACCUGACGAAGCUACUGAGGAGUUUGGUCGUCUCUUGGGCCUGUACGCUCGAUAUGCCCGAUUGCUCGAACCAAUCCAGAGCCCUCUUUUUGGGUUGGCUGGCUAACAAUGGCUCUCAGACAGCCGUGUCACCAAACCUGAAGUCGACGGUGUACUGUUCGGGGAUCGCUCAAGGAGACGACUCCGACUGGGACUUCGCAUUGAACGUGAUGAAGAAUACUCCUUUGGCAUCAGAACGCGACUUACUCCUUACGGCACUGGGAUGUUCGAAAAAUAUCAGUACCCUCGAAGCUUACCUGGAUAUGGCCUUCACUGACGGCAGCCCGGUGAGGAAACAAGAUUCAAAGCGUGUUUUCUCUGCCGUGGCUUCUAAUGACUUGGGCCGCAACAUUGCUUUUGAUUAUCUUGACAAAAAUUUCGAACACGUAGCAGCCUACUUCAACUUACUCCUGAGUGCGAGUAGUUACGUCGAAUCUGUAACCAGAGAGUUCAAUACGCAAGCUGAGCUGGACAAGCUGAUUGCUUUCAAGGAUAAGUACCAAACAAGCCUAGGGUCUGCCUCACGCGCUGUCGACCAAGCCAUCGAGCGUGUUACAGCGAACGUCUUAUGGAUGACAAACUAUCACGAGGAAAUUCUGUCCAUCGUGACCCAGUAA